Triticum aestivum (bread wheat) is the source of this 915-nucleotide messenger RNA. RefSeq names its product probable glutathione S-transferase DHAR1, cytosolic. Lineage: Eukaryota; Viridiplantae; Streptophyta; Magnoliopsida; Poales; Poaceae. The record is from RefSeq and is a predicted model, not a curated record. Gene Ontology annotation, biological process: cellular oxidant detoxification; protein glutathionylation; ascorbate glutathione cycle. Gene Ontology annotation, molecular function: glutathione dehydrogenase (ascorbate) activity.
CGUCACCACCCCUCCUCAUCACGCUCCACCGACCCGGCCGGUCCGGUCCGGUCCGGUCCCGGCUCCCGAAGUCUCCAGAACCCGAACCACCACCGCCACGCGGGCCCGCAUGGCAGGGUCACGCCCCCCACGCGCCGCUGCCUCCGGCGAGACCUCCUCUUUCCUCCCCCUCAUAAAUAUUGGUACGCCCAAGCCUCGCCGCAGAUCGACCGCGCUCGCCCUCUCUGGUUUGCUACUGCUGGUGCUCAUCGGACUCCCCGACGCCGCCGUCGCCGCCAACAUGGCCGAGGUCUGCGUCAAGGCCGCCGUCGGCCACCCCGACACGCUCGGCGACUGUCCCUUCUCCCAGAGGGUGCUGCUCACGCUGGAGGAGAAGAAGGUGCCCUACCAGAUGAAGCUCAUCGACGUCAGUAACAAGGCCGACUGGUUCCUGAAGAUCAAUCCGGAGGGCAAGGUGCCUGUGUAUAACGGUGGUGAUGGCAAAUGGAUUGCUGAUUCUGAUGUGAUCACUCAAGUCAUUGAGGAGAAGUACCCAACUCCAUCACUUGUGACCCCUCCUGAGUAUGCAUCAGUGGGAUCAAAGAUCUUCUCCACCUUCGUCACGUUCUUGAAGAGCAAGGAUGCCAGCGAUGGUUCGGAGAAGGCACUUGUUGACGAGCUGCAGGCACUCGAAGAGCACCUGAAGGCCCAUGGACCCUACAUCAACGGGGCGAACAUCUCCGCCGUCGAUCUCAGCCUGGCUCCGAAGCUCUACCACCUCCAGGUCGCCCUGGAGCACUUCAAGGGCUGGAAGGUCCCUGAAACCCUGACCAGCGUCCAUGCCUACACCGAGGCUCUCUUCAGCCGCGAGUCGUUCGUCAAGACCAAGGCGACCAAGGAGAACCUGAUCGCCGGGUGGGCGCCGAAAGUGAACCC